GUGGGCCGUGGUUUCAAGGGAGCUGAUGUGGCAGGUGAACUUUGACAGUGUACAGUACUGCCGCUUGUUAGCAUGUCAUGAAGGGUAGCUGCUGAGGUGAAGCAGAGCCAGCCAGGGGACACCAUUUCAAUUUGGACCAUCAGUGGCAAAUAAUGCAACCAGAAAAAUACUAAAUUAGAAGGAAGCAGAGACGAGAUGGAUUCCAGAGGUUAUCAGUGGCAUGACCCAAGGCACCCGCAAACACCAUCUUACUACUUACAAAGACCCGUCUCCCAGUCUGAUUAUCCUUACAGGCCUAACACCAGGGAUGGCUACCACAACAACAACAGGCCUCCCCCCAUGCCUGCAACCCAGGGUGACAUGUACCAACCAAACCCAGACCCCAGAGCUGGACACUGGGCACAGUCAGGUCCCAGGGAAGGCUACCCUGUCAGCAGCCCCCCACAAAGACUAGAGUUCCAACCCACCUACAUCAGCACUCCUGUUUCCAGAUCAGGGUACCACACAGAGAAGCCAUUGGGAAGAUCCUAUUCAAGGCAGGGCUACGAUUAUCCUUCUCAGAACUAUCCAGCCCGUGACCCCAGAGAGGAUUAUGGGUACUAUGACUAUGGCUAUCAAAGAGGACAGCAUGAAUACAGAGAUGCUGAGCGAUGGAAUCCCAUCAAUCCCCAUCAAGAUUACUGGAACCAAGGCCCUUACCAAGAUAGGCGAUAUAAACAGGAGAGGAUUCGUGAUACAUAUAGGGAACCUCAUUCAGACAGAUAUAAUGAGCAUGCAGGGAGUUACCAGUAUGACUACAACUCAGAGAAAAACCACAGUGGAGGCCAUGCAGAGGAGACUGGAGGUGAUCACAGAGAGCUCCCCUUGUAUGGGUCAGGCUGCCUUGCAGAUGCUAAAGCAUCUGGACUGUCCUCAAGUGGUUAUGAGCUGAGCCAGUAUAUCGAUUCCACUGAUCAGAGCCACCAGCCUCCACAGAAUCACUGGAGUCCUGUUCAGACAGAGAGUGCAGUGAUGCCUGCACUUGUUGCCCCUCUCAAGUUUCCUCUGCCCCAUGUCCGAGUCAGUUUCUGCUCUGGAGGUCAGCUGGUCCGAGUGAGCCCCAACCUGCCUUCACAAGGAGAGCCGGCGCUCAUUGAGAUACACAGCCUAGAGGUGCUUCUUGUUGACACCCAGGAGCAGGAAGAGAUGAGAGCCUUCCCCGGUCCUUUAGCAAGGGAAGAUCUCCACAAGGUGGAUGCAAUAACAUUUUCCCAGCACAGAGCAGACGCUUGCUGGAAAGAGGAGACCCUGAGAGACAAGCCUUCUGCUGCCCUCCUCUGGAACCUGCUGGUACUGCUGUGCAGACAGAAUGGAAGAAUCGUCGGCUCGGAUAUAGCCGAGCUCCUGAUGAAAGAUAGCAUGAACCCAGGGCACUGCGAGGAAGGCACAGGGAGCCUGAUAGACCUGACAGAGGAGACUCUACUGGGUCACAGCAUGGACAUGCCGGACCUGCUGACUGGAGAAAACACACGCAGCGCGGAAUCACCUGCCGAGGCACUGCACAAAUACACCACGCUGCUGCUCUCUGGGAGGAAGAAAGAAGCUCUGGAGGCAGCAAUGAGAAGUGGCCUUUGGGGUCAUGCUUUGUUUUUGGCCAGUAAAAUGGACAACAGGACCUACACCACUGUGUUAAACAGGUUCACCGGCAGCCUGGCUGUGAGCGAUCCUCUGCAAACAUUGUUUCAGCUGCUCUCUGGGCGGAUACCUGCAGUAUCUACAUGCUGUGGGGAUGAGAAGUGGGGAGACUGGAGACCCCACCUUUCCGUGAUCCUCUCAAAUCAGACGGGUGAUCCGGGGCUAAACCAAAAAGCUCUCAUUACCACGGGGGACACACUCGCUGCUAAGGGUUUGACAGAUGCUGCCCAUUUCUGCUAUUUGAUGGGACGGGUUCACUUUGGUGUGUACACAGUUCAAUCAGAGAAGAUGGUACUAUUAGGCAGCAACCACAGCCAUCUGUAUUUUCACAGUCUGCCCUUCCGGAAGUUUGCCAGAACUUCAGCUAUCCAGCGUACAGAAGUGUUUGAGUACUGCCAGCAACUGGGCAAACCAACUUUCUGUAUUCCCUCUUUCCAGGUUUAUAAAUUGAUUUACGCAUGUCGCUUGCUGGACUAUGGACUUGCCUCUCAAGCAUUCCAUUACUGUGAGGUUAUUGGCAAUGCCAUCCUGAAGCUAGAUGCCUGCUCUGAAGUGCUUCUGGGAGAGCUGAUCAAGCUAGCAGAGAGACUGAAACUUUCAGAUCCACAGGUGCAUGAAAGCCCAGAAGAGCAGCAAACCAUAGAGCCUGAUUGGCUGAAGCAACUGCGGGUCAGACACAGGCAACUACAGAUGGGAGACAAUAGCUACAUUGAAAAAUAUCAACAACCAGUUCCAGUAACCAGCAUCCAGCACACAGAGAAUGGCCCAGCCGCAGCAGGUCAAACUAUAAAUAAAGAGGAGUUCCCGCUACCUAUGGAUGCCUCCGAGUGGCCAGCUGUGGUCUAUCCCUCGAAUCCCCUCCCUCUCACCAGCGAACAACAGACAUACCAGCCCAGCCUCCCUCAGCAGAGCACCGCCCCUCCACAGACAGUAAUAGAGCAGGGGCAAAGUGUACCUGCAGCGCCCCCGCAGGCUGGAGGUCAGGCUUACCCCUUCCAGUUUACCACAGAUCACACCCCACAGCACCUGGCUCAGGGGAGUGAAAUGGAAGGGUUUCCAAUGGAGACACAGUCAACUUAUGGAAUGAACUCCAUUCCAGGGGAUUACACCAGCAAGGAAGAAAAAAGCCAGUCUGAAUUCAGCCAGCCCAAACCUGGAGAUCAGGAGGGAGAAGAACAAGCAAAGAUCCAGACUGACAAGGGCUCUCGUUUUGGCUGGUUUGGUUGGUUUAGGUCAAAGCCUGAAAACCAUGCACAGAGUCAAGCAGGCAAGAAAGAGGAACUGAAUGAAACCGAUCCUGUGGUCAAGCAGCCAAACUCAACAUCCGCUCCUCCCCCCACAAUGAUCCAGACACCCACAUCUUCGGCAGGAGUGAACCCAUUUUCUAGAAAAGCUGGGAGGAAAGAUGCUUCAGAUGACAUUAGGCCAGUCCCUGGGAUAGGGCCUCCCACAAUCACAGAGGGACCAUGAUGGCAAAGCACAGCACAACCAGGAAAUUUGAUACUGGUGUUCUCAGACACUUCUCAGGGCAGAGCACAGCCAGCAUCAGUGGGACAACUUGGCUAUUCAGAGUACCAUUAUGUUUUAUAUCAUGAUCACAGUAUUAUAGUAAGCUUUUGUGUAAUUUUGGAUUUGCAGGCAUCUGUCUGAGAACAAGCAGAUGCAUAAGAUAUAAGAUAACAUGGUAAAAAAAAUUUAACUUCUAAAACAGUUAAAGCAAAAAAACACUAUGCAUUUAUAUAUGUGGGUAUUCAAUGCAGCCUAUUUUUAAUACUGUAAAAAUAUGAAAAUUUAGAAUGCUUUAAAAGGCAUUUCCAAAUCAACACUCUGAACAUGUCCCCCUCCUCUUAUAAACAAUUCCUAUUACAAAUGUAUUCAAGACAAACAGAACAGUUAUUGCACUUAACUGCUGGUUUAAAAAAAGGUAUAUUGCAUAAUACAUAUUUGUGUUUCUUGAUCCUCGAGCUGUAUUAUAAACACCCUGAAAGUUAAAACCACUUGUAAUCCCAAAUCCCAUUUAUCUACCUCGCCUAAUCCCUGAGAUUACGUUAUUAUUAUAUAAACAAAAACACAAUAUGAUUAACAUUCUCAGACUGGUAUACUGCAAUACUGUAUUCACCAGCUUCUCAUGGAUCUUUUAUAUGCUGCCUGUACCAAGGGUAAUGCCAUGCACUUCUAGCCUAUUCACAAACAUUGAACGUAUGCAUUAGUCACAGUUUUGAUUAAUAACAGUAUGUAACACAAUUUUUGUUCCUGGGUAGUAAGUGUUAUUUCCUAAUUGCUUAUGCCUC
Messenger RNA from Polyodon spathula (Mississippi paddlefish), 3965 nucleotides. RefSeq names its product SEC16 homolog B, endoplasmic reticulum export factor (gene sec16b). Gene Ontology annotation, biological process: autophagy; COPII vesicle coat assembly; Golgi organization. Lineage: Eukaryota; Metazoa; Chordata; Actinopteri; Acipenseriformes; Polyodontidae. The transcript has 25 exons. The record is from RefSeq and is a predicted model, not a curated record. Gene Ontology annotation, cellular component: ER to Golgi transport vesicle membrane; endoplasmic reticulum exit site. The coding region runs from base 196 to 3144 and encodes 982 amino acids.